AUGAGAACAGCCAACGAACUACCUCUCGUCAGCGGCCACACCCACCCCAACCCGCUUGCCUCGCACGCCCCAGCGCCUGUCGAUAUGAACGGCUCCCAGUACCUCGAGGCUGCCGCUGCCUCCUCGCGUCCUAGCACCGCUGUCGCCGCUGAUGCAUCGUCUACCUCUCACAUGGACGAACAUGCGCCGCCCGCCCGCCCUGCCUCGAUCGGCCCUCAGUCUGCCCGCCCCAGCUUCCUACGUGCGAAAAGUGACUUUGGGCCUCGCCAUCCUGCCCUACCACCAGAGAGCGCCGACGAGGGAAGCGUCGACGGCCACUUCAAGAUCCGUCACGGCUGGGACGACCAACUGAACUCGGAAGAGUACAGCAACCUACUCACCUCAAACUUCUUCAUGUACUACACCGACAAGAAACACGAGACCGGCGGCCACCCUAAGAGCGAAGACUGCGCAUUCCCAGUCCAAGAAUGGCGCAUGCGGGACCGCCUCAAGACUGUCUCGGCCGUCCUUGCUUUGUGCCUGAACAUUGGUGUUGAUCCCCCGGACGUCAUCAAGACCAACCCGUGUGCCAAGGAGGAGUGCUGGAUCGACCCGACCGUCACCUCCCAGACGCCCGGCCACACGCCCAUGAACCAGAUCGGAAAAGCCCUUCAGACCCAGUACGAGCAGCUGAGCAUGCGCACGCGCUACAAGCUGCUGCUGGACCCUACAACGGAAGAGACUAGAAAGUACGCUUCCACUCUCCGGCGAAAUGCCCGCAAUGAGCGAGUCUUGUUUCACUACAACGGCCAUGGCGUUCCUAAACCUACUUCUUCAGGCGAAAUUUGGGUUUUCAACAGAAACUAUACACAGUACAUUCCCUUGUCGCUCUACGACUUGCAGUCCUGGAUUGGCGCACCAAGUCUGUUCGUUUACGACUGCUCCGAUGCUGGCCUUAUCAUCAGCAAUUUCAACCGCUUUGCCGAGAAACACCAGGCCGAGUUUGAGGAGGCGCGCCGGAGAGAUCCCAGCGUCGAGCAUGUCGACUUUAGUGAUUGCAUCCAUUUGGCAGCAUGUAGAGAGCGUGAAUCUCUUCCCACUAACCCAGAGUUACCUGCUGACAUCUUCACCUCCUGUCUGACCGACCCCAUAACCAUGGCGGUACGCUUCUUUAUCUUGCAAAACCCUCUCCCAACUAAAGUCAGCCUGCGAGAUGCCCACAAUAUCCCAGGCAAAGUCUCUGAGCGUAGAACGCCUAUCGGCGAGCUGAACUGGAUCUUCACGGCCAUUACUGACACCAUCGCCUGGAAUUCUCUUUCCAAGCCGCUCUUUAAGAAAUUGUUCCGUCAGGACUUGAUGGUCGCCGCCCUCUUCCGCAACUAUCUUCUUGCACAGCGCAUCAUGCGCGCAUAUCACUGCAACCCUGUCUCGCAUCCCGAAAUCCCUCAAACACAUAACCAUCCCCUCUGGCGCAGCUGGGACUUGGCGGUUGAGCUGAUCUUGGCUCAGCUUCCGGAUCUGCAGGCUGAAGCUCGGGGCGAAAAGGACUUCAACUAUAAGCACUCUGAUUUCUUCUCCGAACAGUUGACCGCUUUCGAGGUAUACUUGACGCAGGGCGCAGUGGAGCAAAAGGUACCGGAACAACUUCCCAUAGUGCUCCAAGUACUGCUCAGUCAAGUGCAUCGUCUCCGUGCGCUUAUCCUGCUGUCAAGUUUCUUAGAUCAUGGUCCUUGGGCUGUAAAUCUCGCGCUCAGCAUUGGCAUCUUCCCAUACGUCCUCAAACUACUACAAUCUCAAGCGAACGAGCUCAAGCCAGUCAUGGUAUUUAUCUGGGCUCGCAUUCUCGCAGUUGAUCAAUCCUGCCAAGCGGAUCUUCUCAAGGACAAUGGCUACCAGUACUUCAUCAAUAUAUUCAAUCCCAAUUCUGGCAUACCCAUUCAGAAUGCGAGUGAACACCGCGCAAUGUGCGCCUUCAUCGUUUCCAUGUUCUGCAAGGACUACAACCAGGGACAACGCGCCUCACUGAGUACCGAACUUGUAGAGAGCUGCCUAGAUCAUCUCAAAGAUAUGCAGAACCCGUUGCUGAGGCAAUGGUCGUGUCUCUGCCUAAGCAAGCUUUGGAUUAACUACGAAGAGGCCAAGUGGGUCGGAAUCAGGUGCAUGGCACACGAGCGACUAUGCGAACUUAUCGUGGAUCCCGUUGCUGAGGUCAGAGCUGCGAUGUUGCACGCAUUGGCAUCCUUCCUCGGCAUUCGCGAUGUCACUCCCCAGGUGGCUAACAUCGAGGAGUCAAUCGCAUCAAUGAUCCUUAUCAUGACAAUGGAUGGUAAUAGUAUGGUCCGCAAAGAACUGCUCAUAUUCUUUUCGACAUUUGUUGCUCGCUACAAGACCCGAUUCAUAGUCGCCGCAUUCGAACAACUACAGGAGGACCACGCCAACACAGACGCAAAGCAGACAGAAGACAAAAGCGCUGAGACGCUCUAUAUGAAAACACGUACAGGAGCGACGGGCAGUGCUUCAGAAUCGACGUCCUGUUCGCAGAACACCAUAUACUCCGCCAUAUGGAAAGAGUUAUUGGUCAUGUCUGUGGAUCCACAUCCAGAAAUUGCAAAAGACGCUGAAAUCGUCGUCGAUUACAUUCUGAUCGCGCUUAUCGAAUCGUCUCUAGCCAAAUUCGUACAACCUCAACUAGACGAAGCCCUCCAACAUGCGCCAGCUCCUCGUCCCAUGCGCCGCACAGUAGAAGAGACCUCUACGCCUCAAAAAGCCUCAAAUCCACCAACACCGACCAAAGACUCGACAUACCUGUCUCUUUUCGGUGGCAUCCGAAAGUCUACGAGCGUUGGUGCUUCACUAAAGAACCUCUGGGCCGGUCAAGAAUCAGCAGGUCCUAAGCAGAGACCAUCGGGGAGAUCUGCUGCUGACGACGCCAGUGUCCCGUCGGCGUCGCGUCCUCAGACUCCGGAGAAAUAUCACGUCGUAGAGCAGCCAACAUCACGAGGAUUCAAAAACAGGGAUCUAUCGGAAAAGCCAGAGAUCCCACUCAAGAGUGUCUUCUUUGAAUGGUCCGUAGAGUACUUCCGUGAGCCCCAGAUGAAGCCCACAGAGGCCGAUGAGCCUGGAAGCACCGACUACAAUGGCCGACUCUGGCGGAGAAACCGUAAUGACAGGAUUAUUGCCGAAACUCAGCCGUUGAAAGAUAUUGCUGUCUCCAAUCGUUGGGAUGUGCCCCGAGGGUAUUUCGACAACCUCAGCCAACCUGCGAAAAUGUGUUUCCAUCAGUUCGAAGAUCAUCUGGUGGUGACAGAUACACGGGAUACCGUCAAUAUCUUCGACUACUCAAAGUCGGUUAGCAGGAUCAAUUCUUUCUCCAACGGAAAUCCUCCCGAAUCGAAGAUAUCGGACGUACGGUUCAUCAACGAAGAUGACCAGGCGUUAUUAAUGACCGGAUCUUCGGACGGAGUCAUUAAGAUAUUCCGCAACUAUGAUCGUAAAGGCGAGACGGAACUAGUGACGGGAUUCCGAGCCCUUACAGAUCUUGUUUCGAGCAACAAGAAUGCCGGGCUGGUCUUCGAUUGGCAGCAAGGUAGAGGUCUGAUUCUGGUCGCUGGGGACGUGAAGGUCAUUCGCGUAUGGAACGCAGGGACCGAAGUAUGCACAAAUGAUAUUCCGGCACGUUCAGGCUCUUGUAUCACAUCCUUGACCUCUGAUCAGGUCGAGGGAGACGUGUUUGUCGCUGGUUUUGGUGAUGGUGCCAUACGAGUGUAUGAUCAGCGCCAAAAGCCCGCCACCGCCAUGGUCAAGGUUUGGAAAGAGCACAAGCAAUGGAUCACCAACGUUCAUCUACAGCGUGGCGGUCAGCGUGAACUUGUGAGCGGUUGUCGUGGUGGUGAAGUCAAACUAUGGGACAUCCGCUGGGACCGGAGCGUGAAAACUAUACAAGCGACUUCCGACACGCUCAGGACGCUCAGCGUCCAUGAGCACGCUCCGGUUUUCGCUACUGGCACGCAACGACACCGUGUGAAGAUUUUCAACAUAAACAACGGUCAACCCGUAUCUCACCUUGAGCCGUACUCAGGUUUCCUUCGGGAUCGAUCUGCCCCUAUAUCGGUUACCGCCUUCCAUCCCCAUCGACUGAUGAUUGCCGCAGCGGCUGUCAACGACACUCACGUCAAUAUUUUCUCAUGUCACGAACCGAAGCAUUCCGCUGUCAAAACAGUGAAACUUUGGGAUGGAAAUGCGAGUACAGCGGUGUCCAGUCGUGCAUCUAUACACGGCUGA
This is a messenger RNA of Alternaria atra, 4260 nucleotides long. RefSeq lists its product as uncharacterized. The transcript is spliced from 4 exons. The record is from RefSeq and is a predicted model, not a curated record. Bases 1 to 4260 code for a protein of 1419 amino acids. Gene Ontology annotation, cellular component: cytoplasm; TORC1 complex. NCBI's taxonomy places the organism in Eukaryota, Fungi, Ascomycota, Dothideomycetes, Pleosporales, Pleosporaceae. Gene Ontology annotation, molecular function: protein binding; protein-macromolecule adaptor activity. Gene Ontology annotation, biological process: positive regulation of cell growth; positive regulation of protein serine/threonine kinase activity; TOR signaling.